AUAUUUGGCGAGUUGUUUAAUGAGGCGAACACUUUCUACAUCAGAGCAAAUUCUCUUCAAGACAGAAUUGAUCGGCUUGCUGUCAAAGUCACCCAGCUGGAUUCAACAGUGGAAGAGGUUUCACUCCAAGACAUCAACAUGAGAAAAGCUUUCAAAAGUUCCACCACCCAGGACCAGCAAGUGGUUUCUAAAGACAGCAUCCCUAACCCGGUGACAGAGAUCUAUAAUACCUGUGAUAAACCUCCUCCCCUUAACAUACUCACUCCGUACAGAGAUGACAGGAAAGAUGGCUUGAAAUUUUACACGGAUCCAUCAUAUUUCUUUGACCUUUGGAAGGAAAAAAUGCUGCAAGACACUGAAGAUAAAAGAAAAGAGAAAAGAAGACAGAAGGAGCAAAAGCGUGUGGAUGGUACAACCCGUGAGGUGAAGAAGGUCAGAAAAGCCAGGAAUAGACGGCAAGAAUGGAACAUAAUGGCCUACGACAAAGAACUUAGACCAGACAACAGGCUAUCCCCUAAUAUUUACCAAGGAGCCUCUUCUGAGGGAUCCAUGUCACCCGACACUAGGUCACAUGUAUCAGAUCUUACAGAAUACUCCUAUCCUGCAACACCAAACCACUCCAUGCACCAGCAUCCCAUGACACCAACAUAUGUUGGGUCUGGAGAUUCGCUGCAUCAUGUAGGUGCUAAUCAGGUUCACGAACACGACUACCGCUCCUCAACUGGAACACUAAGACAUGGCACUUUAAACAGACCGCAGCAGCCACCACCACCGCCUCCACCAUCUGUAGAUGGACUGCACCCACCUCCAUUAGUAUCUUCGGAGUGCAGGAGAGUGCUACCUCCUCAGAUGAUGGAGUAUUACCCUACGGGAUCCCCACCCCCGCCUCCACCUGUCAUUCCUUCAGCUCAGACUGCUUUUGUUAGUCCCCUUCAGCACCCAGUUCCAGGAUCACCAGGGGGACAGUUAUCUGGGUCUUCAUACGCACCAUCUCCUCCUCCUCCUGGAGUCAGUGUUUCGGCCUCACCUGGACCUCCCCCUCCACCACCGGGACCUCCUGCACCUACCCUAUCUCACGCUUCAUCUCCGAUGCACUUUGCCAAAGUACUAGAAGCAAAGCGGCAUGAUGGUGCGCAUAUGCUUGGCCUAACCAGCGAUGCCCGAAGCGACUUGUUGUCUGCUAUCCGCAUGGGAAUUCAGCUGAAAAAAGUACAAGAACAGCGUGAACAGGAAGCCAAGCGGGAGCCAGUUGGAAAUGAUGUAGCAACCAUCCUUUCCAGGCGGAUUGCUGUUGAAUACAGCGAUUCUGAAGAGGAUUCAGAAUUUGAUGAGAAUGACUGGUCUGACUGA
Messenger RNA from Staurois parvus, 1350 nucleotides. Lineage: Eukaryota; Metazoa; Chordata; Amphibia; Anura; Ranidae. The record is from the annotation of a GenBank genome assembly.